AUGUUGGAAUUUCCAUCUCUCAUUCCAUAUUGGCCUCUCAUCCGCUUUCUGGUGCCUAUGGCUAUUACCAAUGUAGCCAUCGACGUCGGUGAACAGGCUCUAAACCGGGGUUUAGCAGGCUUUAAAGAGGAUGCGGUUGAGAUGCUCGCCAGCUACGGGCUGGCCUAUUCGCUAAUGAAGUUCUUUACUGGGCCUAUGAGUGACUUCAAGAACGUGGGCCUGGUGUUUGUCAACAGCAAGAGGGACCGGGGCAAGGCUGUGCUGUGCAUGGCGGUAGCAGGCACUAUGGCAUUCAUCAUUCAUGUUCUCAUAGCCCAGACAGACCUAGGCUACUACAUUAUCAAUAAGCUGCAUCAUGUGGAUGACUCCGUGGGCAACAAGACCAGGAGGGCUUUCCUCUACCUGGCAACUUUCCCACUACUGGACUCCAUGUGUUGGAUACAUGCUGGAAUCCUCCUCAAGCACAAAUACAGUGUCAUUGUAGGCUCUGCCUCCAUCUCUGAUGUCAUCACCCAGAUUGUGUUUGUGUCCGUCCUGCUGCAUAGUAACCUGCCGUGUGUGGAGCCCCUUCUCAUCCCCAUCCUCGCCCUGUACAUGGGAGCCCUGAUGCGCUUCGUCAUCUUGGGCCUGGGCUACUACUACAACAUUCACGACAACAUCCCAGACUCCAGUGGAGUUGACGUGGGGGGAGAUGUCACCAUCGGGAAGAUGUUGAGUUUCUGGUGGCCUCUGGCCCUUAUCCUGGCUACCCAGCGGAUCAGCAGGCCCAUCGUCAACCUCUUUGUGUCCCGGGACCUCCAUGGCAGCAGCGCAGCUACUGAGGCUGUGGCUGUCCUCACUGCCACCUAUCCUGUGGGUCACUUGCCGUACGGCUGGCUGACCGAACUGAGGGCCAUCUAUCCUGCUUUCGACAAGACCAAUCCCAGCAAUAAGCUUACUUCUGACACACCGGUUACAAAGACGCAUAUCAAAAAGUUUACAGCCUGUUGUUUGGCACUAUCACUUACGCUCUGCUUCAUGGUGUUCUGGACCCCUCACAUCUCGGAAAUGAUCCUGGUGAAUGUGAUUGGGGUGGACUUGGCCUUCGCUGACCUCUGUGUUCUUCCACUGAGGAUAAUCUCCUUCUUCCCUCUGCCAGUUAUAGUCCGGUCCCACCUGACCGGUUGGUUCAUGACCCUGAAGAUGACCUUUGUGCUGGCCCCCAGCUCUGUGCUCCGCAUCAUCGUCCUCAUCACCAGCCUGGUCGUGUUGCCUUCUAUUGGGUAG
Molecule: messenger RNA, 1266 nt
Organism: Salvelinus namaycush (lake trout)
Lineage: Eukaryota; Metazoa; Chordata; Actinopteri; Salmoniformes; Salmonidae
Product: progressive ankylosis protein homolog
Exons: 10
Coding region: 1-1266 (421 amino acids)
Biological process (GO): phosphate ion transmembrane transport
Cellular component (GO): membrane
Molecular function (GO): phosphate transmembrane transporter activity
Source: RefSeq, a predicted model, not a curated record